Molecule: messenger RNA, 348 nt
Organism: Filobasidium floriforme
Lineage: Eukaryota; Fungi; Basidiomycota; Tremellomycetes; Filobasidiales; Filobasidiaceae
Exons: 5
Coding region: 1-348 (115 amino acids)
Molecular function (GO): peptidyl-tRNA hydrolase activity
Source: RefSeq, a predicted model, not a curated record
AUGUCGGCCGAGAGGAAGCAUGAUACCUCUGUCGGAAAUGAUGUAGCGAACCAAACGGCCGAGACCAUCAGACGUAGCUCGAAUCUGACUAUGCAGGUCGUGUUGCGUCGAGAUCUCCUCGAAAAGCUCGAGUGGCCGGUCGGGCCGUUGAUGGCCCAAGCUGCACAUGCUGCCACAGCAGUCAUGGUCAAAUACCGUGAGCAUGAGAAUGUCAAGUCGUACGAACAGGAUCUCGAUAAUAUGCGCAAGGCUGUGUUACAAAUCCCUGACGAGUCACAGCUUCUCUUUCUGCGAGACGCUUUGGAGACUGCCGAUAUCGGACAUUACCUCUGGACGGAACAGCCGUAA